GCUCACCUUCCGAUUGAGUUUUGGGGCGAAUGCGUGUUGACUGCAUGUUAUCUUAUUAAUCGUUACCUUCUCCGGUUUUGGAGUAUAAGAGUCCUCAUGAAUUAUUGUAUGACAAGUCACCCAAGUACGAUCAUCUUCGUGUCUUUGGUUGCCUUUGUUAUGCACGUGCACACAGGACUAAUAAUGGUGAUAAAUUUGCUCAAAGGGGAUUGAAAUGUGUUUUUUGGGGUACCCUUAUUCCCAAAAAGGCUGGAGAUCGUAUGACCUCGAAUCCCAACAUUUUUUUUUUUUCACGAGAUGUAACAUUUAUUGAAACAGAAUUUCCUUUUGCUAGAUCAAUUGGGGCGAAUGACGAGUGCAACGAUAAUUCCGACAUAAUGGUGACACACCCACCAUCCUCUUUUGUUGGAGAUGAUGUGGAGGGCAUGCAUAAUGAUGCAUGUCAUGACGGUACAUUCAUGCGGUACAUACAUCCUCGUGUAGGCAUCAAUGAUUUCCUAACAAUGAUUGGUUACACAAAUCAUAUCAUUGCACAAAAGUUCACAAUAAUCUGCAUCAUUAUUUAAUUUGAUGUCAUUUUGUAGGGAAGAUGUUGCCGUGUAGAGAAAUAUCCGCUUCCAUAUCUCAUGGAAGAAAAGAAUAUUGCAUUAUAUGAAAGGAUUGUUGCUCUCAGCAAAAUGUCUCUUUCUUUUUACGAGAAAAAUCAUGAACAGCCAAGAAUGCACAACCAAGCAAUGAUAUAUACCCUAAAGAGAACCGGGUCCCACUAUAUGACAACAACUUUCAAUUGGACCUGAAGCUCUUCAAAUGUCAGGACCCAGUCAUUCUCUCCAUCCUACAGAAGCACUACCUUUGGACUGCAUUCAACGAAGCCAAACCAGUACCAAUGGUUUACCUGCAACAAUUCUGGGGCUCGAUGCAGACUCCCAGUGAAAAGGAUCGCUCGAAA
Cuscuta epithymum is the source of this 949-nucleotide messenger RNA. Lineage: Eukaryota; Viridiplantae; Streptophyta; Magnoliopsida; Solanales; Convolvulaceae. The record is from the annotation of a GenBank genome assembly.